GCAUGCUCCCCCUCCUGACGUCAUGUCUGGAGGCAGGCGCUGACACCGUUCACCUCCAACUGAGGAGCCCUGCUGGAGUUCUCCUCUCGGCUCCUCUGACUGCAGGCCGAGUGUGACCACGUUCCAAGUUCUUCUGGCGGUACAUGUCCUGCUUAAUUUGAAACUUUUUUCUCAUAAGGAAUACAUUAUCUUCCUAGAGGAUCGUCAACUUGAGCUGGAGGUCGCUGCUUAUUUUAUUGUUUUAUGAAUACCGAGGUUUCCCUUACUCGCCAAAAGUAAAAGGAGUGGGACACGGACUCCUGCUAACUUUCUUCUCCUCUCCAAGGAUAGUUGUGGAUAUGGUUUGGGUUAGAUGGGGCCUCCUUCUCUCCUUCGGUUUGUUUCUCUCUCCUGUGUGUGACUCAGUGGAGCGGCAGCAGAGUCGGAGCGGCUUCAGGAGGGUAUACGUGCUACAGCCUGGUCCGGGCCCGGGGCCCGGUUCGGCUCCAGGGGAAGGCGGGGCGCGUGUCAGCUCCAUCUCUACACGCCACGGUCAGUCCGGACAGCCUUUGGCUUAUAAUGUAGAACUCACAGGAAACCUUGGCAGCCAGGUUCGAAUCCGCAGGAUGGGGAACCCAGCGGCUGAAGCCUCACAGCAGCAGGAGCAGAACCAUCAGAACCAGCUCAUGAAGCUGUCCGGGGUGAAUGUCUGUGGAGGGCAGUGCUGCCAUGGAUGGAGUAAAACUCAGGGAUCGCAGCGGUGCACAAAGCCCAACUGCCUCCCUCCGUGCCAGAAUGGAGGAAUGUGCCUUAGGCCGCAUCUCUGUGUCUGCAAACCGGGCUCACAAGGGAAAGCAUGUGAACAGACCGCGGUUCCGGCACACUCCAAUCCAGUGGUUCCCGGGAGUGAACCCACCAACGGCCACACUAACAGUCACACAAAUGGAAACAAUGUGGUACCACAGAGGCCCAUUCCUCAGCAAGUGUCACCUAAUGUUUUCACAUCUUCUAAUAACUUGGCCCAGAUGAAGUUAACUGUCAAGGCAGCCCCCCAGUUCCUGAGACCCCAUUACAUCCAGCAACAUAUCCAGCAGCAAAUCCGGCCUGUGCCAAUGCACCCUGGACAGAGCCAGCAAUAUGUCAUCAAGCCGAAAUACUACCACACACACACUACACACACACAGAUGCAUGUUCAGCCCCAACCUGAGCGGCCCAUCCCUCUAACAGUGGCACACAAUUCCAUCCAUGCAGCACUGGGGAACCAAACAGGAAGGAUCAAGGUGGUCUUCACACCCACCAUCUGCAAAGUGACCUGCAUAGGAAGCAGAUGUCACAACAACUGUGAGAAGGGAAACACCACCACCAUCAUCAGUGAGAACGGCCACACCACAGACACACUGACAGCUCCAAACUUCAGAGUAGUGGUGUGUCACCUACCAUGCAUUAACGGUGGCAAAUGUAGUGCCAGGGACAAGUGCCAGUGUCCUCCAAACUUCGCUGGCAAGUUUUGCCAAAUGCCCAUUCACAAUGGUCACCAGCAGCACCAGCAGUCAUCCGUAGCCUAUGGCCAGGCUCAGAUUGUCUCUACACAUACCCUGCCCCUUACAAACAGCCAUGGACAGACUCCUGUGUUCAACCCAGGCAUUGUUAACAUCCACAUCAAACACCCUCCAGAAGCCUCGGUUCAGGUUCACCAAGUGUCUCAGCUGGACAAUUACUCCAACAAUGGGCACCAGCAACAAAGGUCCCACUCAGGUUCCUCUUCCUCCAGCAGCUACAGCUACCACCACUCUGAAAGCAGCCAGAAGAUUCAGCAGCAUGGCUACAACAUAAUCCAUCCCAACGAGCAUGGCCACAAGGUUCCCCAUUACCAGCCCAUCACCUCCAAGAACACACUGGGUCGCUGCUUUCAGGAAACAGCAGCCGGUCAGUGUGGAAAGGCUUUACCAGGUCUCACCAAGCUGGAGCAGUGCUGUGCAACCAUUGGGACUUCCUGGGGCUUCCACAAAUGCCAAACGUGUCCAAAUAAACCUUCCAUCCCUCUGAUAGACUGUCCACUAGGAUAUAAGAGAGUCAACAGUUCUCAUUGCCAAGAUGUGGAUGAAUGCCAGCUGCAGGGUGUUUGUCCUAAUGGAGACUGUCUGAACACUGUAGGCAGUUACAUGUGCACGUGUAAACCUGGCUAUGUCCCAGACUCUACUCUCACCAGCUGCAUACCCAACACACCUGCCAUCCAGGAUGAAAAGGGUGCUUGCUUCCGCUUGGUCAGCUCAGCAAGGCAGUGUUUACACCCAGUAUCUGCCCAGCUGAGCAAACAGCUUUGCUGCUGCAGUGUGGGCAAAGCCUGGGGCCCUCGUUGUGACAAAUGCCCCCCUCCAGGAACAGCUAGGUUUAAAGAAAUAUGUCCUGGUGGAAUGGGCUACACCAUUUUACCAAACCCUCCUGUAAACAAGCCAGUGACCGUUUUCCAGGAACCAGAUGACUUACAACCCCUGCCAACACCAGAGGAACCAGAUGAGGAUAUUAUGACACAAGAAGCGAUUCUACCAGAAGUUGUUGAGAGGACCUCUCCUCCUGCACCUGUGGAGAUUCUCCCGUCCAACGCAGGCCAGGACAUCGCACCCACUCAGUUAGCUGAGGUGGAUGAGUGUCAGAUCAACCCUUACAUAUGUGGACGUGGGAUUUGUUACAACACAGUUGAGAGUUACACCUGCCACUGUGAUGAGGGAUACCACCUGAAUGACCACCAAACUACCUGUGUAGAUAUUGAUGAAUGUGAAAAUGGGACAGUGUGUCCUUCAGGUAUUUGUUUCAAUGAGCCUGGAGGUCACAGUUGUGGUUCCUGUCCAGACGGCUUUGUAGGGCAAGGAGGUCACUGCAUGGAUAUAGACGAGUGCCAUGAUGAGCGAGUGUGUAUCAGAGGCCUCUGCCUGAACACUGAAGGCUCGUUCCUGUGUCAGUGUGGGCCCGGGUUCAGAUUGUCGUCAACUGGAGAUCAGUGUGAUGAUGUGGAUGAGUGUCAGGAGGAGAUGGCUCCAUGUCAGGCUGUGGGAGAGUGUGUCAACAACAUGGGCUCCUACACCUGCACCUGCCCUGGGGGUUACAGACAGAUCGAUGGCACCAGCUGUAUAGAUGUGGAUGAAUGUUUGGAAGAGACAGAGCUCUGCUCCCCUCAUGGUACAUGUCUCAACACGAAAGGCUCUUAUCUGUGUGUGUGUGACACUGGAUUCACCGCCAGCCUCGAUGCGCCCUCUUGUGAUGACAUUGAUGAGUGUGGGCUCAAUGAGACACGAUGUGGGCCCCAUGGCUACUGUGAGAACAGGCUGGGCUCAUUCCAGUGUCUCUGUGACCAAGGCUACCAGGAGUCUCAAGAUGGCCAAGCUUGUGAGGAUGCAAACGAGUGUGACCUGCUGAGCAGUGUGUGUGGAGAAGCUGAGUGCUUGAACGUUGAAGGGUCCUUCCUAUGUGUGUGUCCCAAGGACCAGGACUACAAUGUCAUGAUUGCCAAGUGUGAGCCCACUCAAACAGGGCCUUUAGUGGAGCGGAAAGAUUGCUACUACCAUCUGAGUGAUGAGAACCUGUGUGAGAGUGUGCUGAGCAGCCUUGUCACUCUACAGGAAUGCUGCUGUACUCUGGGAGCUGGCUGGGGGGACAACUGUGAAGUAUACCCUUGUCCUGUUUAUGGUACAGACCACUUCAGACAGAUGUGUCCAUCUGGGAGAGGUUUUAUUCCCAAUGAAGACUUGUUAUAUGGAAUAACGUUCCCAGACAAUUACAAAGACGCAGAUGAAUGCAAACUUUUUGAGAAGGAGGUGUGUAAAGGGGGCUACUGCGGGAAUACAGAGGGAAGCUAUGAGUGUUACUGUGAGAGUGGACACUACUACGAUCCAAUGAAGCUGGAGUGCAAAGAUGUCAAUGAGUGUUUGGAUGAGUCAAUUUGUGAUGGUGGAGAGUGUCUGAACACAAAUGGCUCAUACAUCUGCUUCUGUAAACCUCCCAUGGUGCUGGACCCAAACAGUUACCGCUGUAUUGUGCUUCCCCAUUUGGCUGAGCAACAAGAGAUGGAGCAGGAAUACUAUCAGGGGAUAUGCUGGCAGACAGUCUCAGAAACCAACAUAUGCACACAGCCUCUGGGGCCCAACAGAAAGACCACCUUCACAGAGUGUUGCUGUCGGUUCGGAGAGGGCUGGGGAAUGGACUGUGCCCUGUGUCCUGCCCGACACUCAGAGGACUAUGCAUCCAUGUGUAACAUUCCUUUGGGUGGGAGACGGCAGCCAUAUGGUCACGAUGCCCUCGUUGCUGGCCCAGUUCAUGAAUAUGAAGUGAGCCCAGGCUACUUACCCUCACCUGAUGAGGAGCAAUUCCGAAACCUUUAUGAAAAUGAAGAACAUCGUAACAGUGCAUUUGAGGGCUUACAAGCUGAGGAGUGUGGGAUCCUGAAUGGCUGUGAGAACGGUCGGUGCGUCCGGGUUCAGGAGGGUUACACCUGUGACUGCUUUGCAGGAUACACCCUUGACUUGUCCCGCAUGUCCUGCAUUGAUGUGAACGAGUGCUCAGAGCUGAACACCCGGAUGUCGCUGUGUAAAAACGGAAAAUGCAUCAACACAGUGGGCUCCUACCAAUGUGAGUGUCUGCCGGGCUACAGGGUUUCUGACAAACCCAACUACUGCGUGAAGGCGGACGAACACCAAACAUCCACACACAUUCAGUGAGAGGAGAAGAGGGCCACAAAAACCACACGCACAAGCUCAUAAUUGUCAUACCUGUGAGGACAUCAACUUGCUGUAGUCAGUCAGUGAUAAAUUCUACCAACCAAAUUCUAAACCUUCUUAACAACUGACAUUCAACACUGAGCAUGAGGAACAAUAUGAGGGGCAACAGUUACGUUUUUCCACUCAUUUAGCACAACCAAAUCACAGGUUUCAAAGGGUUUGUACUCAUUAAAUAUUUCUUUAUCAUUUAUAUUACUAUGGACAGCUUGAUUAUGUUGUCCACUGCAACAUUUUUUAUCUUUAUAAAAUUAAAUUAUUAUGCCUGAGAGAUAAAUUAUUGGCCAAUUUAGUUAAAGAAAUUUCUUUCUAGUUCCACUCUAAUGGCCAAAUAUGGGGAAAAUCUGCUCAAUGUCCAAGGCUUUAAAGAAAAUUAUGUUUCUGAUUUAUUUUUUAUUUUGCUUUACAAAUGUAUAAACCUGCUUUGGUCCAACCAGUUUAUGGGAUUAACCUGACCAAUAUAGCUGAUUUUUCUGUUUCCAGUUUCUACAAUGGGUCCCACUUUUGGGAAUAACUGCUUUGAAGGAUCGUUAGGAAACAUCUAUAUAAAUACUUAUUGUGCCACCAAAGUUACCUAAAUGGAUGGUCUAUUAUUAGAAUCUGUAUUUAUUGAAGACCUGUUUGGGUUAAUUAUUAGCUAAUGCGUGGGAUUUAUACAGAGACCAGACGUAAAGAGUUGAGGUGCAUUUUAGAUCUGAGAGGAAGGAAGGAAUACCAGGUCCAUGACACAACACACACACCCACACAAACCUAAUCCACUUCAAUACUGUAUCAAGAAGAAAACAUUAGGCAAAGAUAAACUAUAAAGUCACUUUUUGAACACACUUAUAUCUGGGAGUGAGACGUGUGUAAAAAAAUUAUGUUUGCCUUCUUUAAUUUGUCUCUUAAGCAGUGCUUUAUCAGUCAGCAGAGACAGUUUUGUUCUUUUAGCUUUUUGACAAACCCAACGUAAGAAUUUCUAUUUGGGGAUCCUGUUGUAUUUUACACCACUUCAAAACCAUUGUUAAAUAUUUAAAUCUGUAAGGGCUGUUCCAUCCCUUUUAAUGUCUUUGUGAGCAAGCUUUUAUUACCACACCACAGCACCAUCAGGUCAUUUAGCCUGUAAAUACCUCUGAGCUUUAGGAGUCACACAGCUUCGGGAACAAGCCUGUUUCGGGGUUUUCUUAAUAAAGUAACAGCUGUCAGAUCCCAUCAGACAGCUGCAAAACACGGGACAGAUUUAUGCUUCAUAUUUUCCAGUCUUGUGGGGUAGUGGCGCUGCUGUGGGACAGCGAUGGGAGAGAAGAAACUCAUGUACAUUUAAACUAAAGAGCGGAGAAAAUAGCUCAUGUGUUUUGUACAUGAAUAAAUGUCUUUUUCUCUUAAUUCAUAACAUAUUGUACAAUAAACCAAUUGGUAAUAAACUACAAAUUGUAAUAUUUAA
Molecule: messenger RNA, 6171 nt
Organism: Girardinichthys multiradiatus
Lineage: Eukaryota; Metazoa; Chordata; Actinopteri; Cyprinodontiformes; Goodeidae
Gene: ltbp1
Product: latent transforming growth factor beta binding protein 1
Exons: 28
Coding region: 339-4691 (1450 amino acids)
Molecular function (GO): calcium ion binding
Source: RefSeq, a predicted model, not a curated record